GAAGAGAAUGGUUUCUAAAAUGAUUUUUCUAUUCUGCAGUCUGCUUUUAUUUGGCAUGGAAGUAGAGUCCAAGACAUUAACUAAGGUGGAAAUCACUCCUCGAAGCUGUUUGGACCACCUCAAAAAGGGCUACAAUUCUGAUGGUUAUUAUACCAUUUAUGAUUUCCAAACCAACGACCUAAUCUCAGUUUACUGUGACAUGACUUCAGAAGCUGGAUCAGCUUGGACUUUGGUCAUGUCUUACGCCUUCAAGAACAAAAAUAUGAACCAGAUGACUAGGAGAACAUUGGGCCAAGACGCACCUGUGAACAAGAAUUCCCCUAAUUGGAAUCUUUAUCGUAUGAGCCUUUCUCAAAUGACUCAUCUCAAGUCACAGUCUACCCAUUGGAGAUCAACUUGCAGCUUUCCUUCUUACAAGGUCGAUUACACAGAUUACGUCAGAGCAAAGUUUACAGACUUCGACAUUAUGACAUUUCUGGGUCAUGGUAUUUGCAAGAAAGUUGAAUAUGUCAAUAUUCGUGGUCAUCAGUGCGCUCAAUGUACAUCACAGUGGUGGCAAGUUACCAAUGGUUCUGGUGCUCACAUCGAUAGCGCUUCAAAUGGCUGUCAGUUUGUUCCCACUCAAGGUGCAGUUUCGUCCGAAGAUAAUUUUGGUUUGUACGGUGAAUACAACCGUAAAUUUCGUUGCAGUUCUGGUCCGCUUUCUACAACCAACUGGUGGUUUGGUGGAUAUUUGUAAAAGCUUUGAAACUCAUUCGGUGUUCGUCGCAUAGAACUGAGUCGUAACAAAAAGGAAUAGUUUAGUUGUCUUUGGGGCGUUUGUUUUUCGAAUUAGUCAUGUGACCUUUCAUGAACAUUUAAACAAUCUAUGUAAUGCAGAUGAAGCAGUCGUCUUACUUGUCCUAUAUUAAAAGGGUCUUAAAAAUGUA
This is a messenger RNA of Dendronephthya gigantea, 929 nucleotides long. RefSeq lists its product as uncharacterized. The transcript has 2 exons. Bases 8 to 739 code for a protein of 243 amino acids. NCBI's taxonomy places the organism in Eukaryota, Metazoa, Cnidaria, Anthozoa, Malacalcyonacea, Nephtheidae. Gene Ontology annotation, molecular function: oligosaccharide binding. The record is from RefSeq and is a predicted model, not a curated record.